Messenger RNA from Aethina tumida (small hive beetle), 1217 nucleotides. Its product is annotated as RNA transcription, translation and transport factor protein. The record is from RefSeq and is a predicted model, not a curated record. The transcript has 5 exons. Gene Ontology annotation, cellular component: tRNA-splicing ligase complex. NCBI's taxonomy places the organism in Eukaryota, Metazoa, Arthropoda, Insecta, Coleoptera, Nitidulidae. Gene Ontology annotation, biological process: tRNA splicing, via endonucleolytic cleavage and ligation. Gene Ontology annotation, molecular function: RNA binding. Bases 105 to 836 code for a protein of 243 amino acids.
ACUGCAUAGUUCCGCGACAUCUAUACUUGACAUUUAAAAGCGCUCGGCUAUUUGUGGUGUGUUUGGUAAAAGCCGAACAUAUGUCAAAAAGUUAACCUAGGAAAAUGAGCAGGAGAUUAUUAAUUGCUUUACGAUAUCCUAAAGCGGAUAUUGUAGAUAUUAAUAAUGAUUUUAGGAAUAUUAUUUUAUGGCUUGAAGAAAAUAAAAUUAAAAUUGCCGAUAGCAGCUUGGUCAAUUCCUUAAAAAACAUUAAUUCACCAGAUUGGAAUAAGUCGUUCGAGCAAUACAAAUCUGAGCUUGGGUGUCCAUUAUUCAAGAGCAAUGUCGAAGAUUUACAAUGGAUUUUGGGUUAUGCCAUCCAAGUAGAAACUAUGAAAGACAAAAACAGAUAUUUAAAACAUGCUGUGGAAAACUUAAAAAUUUCAAAUAAACCAGAUGUUGUGGCAGAAAAUCCUCUAGAUAAAUUAGACUUCAAAGGCAAAGAUUUUGAAACAGGCAUAACUGAAUUAGCAAAAAUAUUAGAUGUUAAACCUCACCCUGACCCACUUAAGACACUAAGGGCUGUAAGAAAAGUGGUAGAGACUAGACUUAAUGCUAAAGCAGUGGAAAACCCUAAGGAUUUUAUAGUUACGGGAACACCAUUUCCUUUUCAAGAUGCAGAUCUGGGUUUUGAUUUAAAGGAUCCUGUCUUAAAUAGAGCAGCAAAGAUCUUAAGAAUGUUAUAUAUUCACAACUUAAGAGAUUUACAAACCAAAGCAAAUGAAUUGAUCGUAGCUGUUCAACUUGUGACUGCAAAUCCCAAAACAGAUACUAAAUUGGGUAAAGUUGGACGAUAAACAAAUUAAUUAGUAACGACUACAUAACAUAUUUAAUAUAAUACAUGGCAACAUAUAGGCUGACCAUAAAUCAAUUGUUUUGUAACUUGCUUUUAGGAAAAUGUAUGUUUUUCUAUUGAAUUAUUAAUUACGAAAGUAAUGUGAAUACAUUGAAUAAAUUUGUUCUUAAAUCGCUCUUAUUAAUUGUUUACUUAUAUAUUAUAUAAGUAUAAAAAACUGAUAAUGAAUAAUUAAAUGAUUUUUUUUCUUGGUUUAUAUUUAUUGUAACAAGUCUACCUUCUUCAAUUAAUAUGAAUUUUUUAAAGAAAACUUAUUUAUAAAUACCUCGGACAUAUAUGACUAUUGUAUUUAAGAAAACAAAAUAAAUUGGAGAAAGUUGUA